Dentiscutata erythropus is the source of this 527-nucleotide messenger RNA. Lineage: Eukaryota; Fungi; Glomeromycota; Glomeromycetes; Diversisporales; Gigasporaceae. The record is from the annotation of a GenBank genome assembly.
UAAAAAUGUUCUCAAAUCAAACUGUUUCUGAUGUAAUCUUUUCGAUUCGACCAUUUAUUCAAUUUAUUUUAUUUGGUUUAUAUCCAUUAAGAUAUAAACAGUUACAAUCUAAAUCAAAAGAGUCUUAUAAAAUAACAACUCAUGAUGAUCUAAUUUACACUGAAAUUAAAGAAGAAUAUUAUUCAAUUCCUGUCUCCAUUUAUGUUUUUUAUAAAAAAACUUUUGAAAGUAAAACUAUUUCAAAAAAAAUCAAACAAUUACCUUUUUUACAAGAAAAAGAUAAAAUCAUCUUUAUCUUUUAUUUGCAAAAUAAUUCAUACUACUAUUAUGAUAUUGAUGAUGAUAAAACUGAAAAAGAAGAAUUCGAAACCAAAUUGAUUAACAAAUACAAAGACAAAGAAAAAUCUAUCUCUGUAAAAACAAGUAGUGGACGUAAAAUUAAUUUAUUAAACACCUUGGUGAUUUCAAGUGGUGAUUCUGAUUUUGAUAUUGAGAAAAUUGAAGAUUUAAAACCUAAAUUAAAAAAG